This is a messenger RNA of Spinacia oleracea (spinach), 6826 nucleotides long. RefSeq names its product protein FAR-RED IMPAIRED RESPONSE 1-like. The coding region runs from base 4833 to 6395 and encodes 520 amino acids. Gene Ontology annotation, biological process: regulation of DNA-templated transcription. The transcript is spliced from 7 exons. Gene Ontology annotation, molecular function: zinc ion binding. The record is from RefSeq and is a predicted model, not a curated record. NCBI's taxonomy places the organism in Eukaryota, Viridiplantae, Streptophyta, Magnoliopsida, Caryophyllales, Amaranthaceae.
GUCGCAACUCACACACUCGCGCGUUGUAAUCCAUUUUCAGAUCUGAAAAAACAAGCCCUUGAACUCUCCGUCAAUUUCACAAUUCUCUCUCAAACCCUAGGUAGAGUUCUUCUUCCUCCCUCCCUGAAUCUCUCCAAAUCUUUAAUGGAUUCAUCUUCUUCGAUUUCGUGUCUAAGUCUUUCCACCCCGGUCAUAGAGAGAGAAACAUAAGGCGGAAGAGAAAGAAAGACGGCGACCUUUUGCUAUGGCUCAAUGUUCCUACCAUUUCUUCGCCCAUUGCGAGAACAAAGGAUCUUGAUACAGUUGACUUGCUUGAUCAAUUACCAACAUUACAACAACUUCUUUACAGGGUUCUUGGUUGCCAGGAUUUAGUCUUCACACUAGUAGAGAAAACGUCAUUUGCAACUUAUCUAGUUCCCAUGAGCUGCAUUGAAGUGUUUAAACUCUGAUGACGGCACAUCGUGCUUUUCAAUUCUGCAAGCAAUACAAACGUACCACAGAAUUUCGUCGACUCUGUGAAAUAAUCAGGAACCAUUUGUCAAAUCUGAACAAAUACAAGGACCAGCAUGACAGGCCUGAUCUGACAGCUCCAGAAAGCUUGCAAUUGUAUCUCGACACGAGGUCUGAGCAACUAAAGAUUGCCACUGAACUUGAACUUUGGCAGGUAAGACAAUGUCCAAGCAAUUUUCUAUUGCAAAAAAGUUUUGUAGCUACCAAUCUCUUUGAAUUAUAUGCCUCCUUUCUGAUUCACGAUUUCAUGUGGACAUGUGGUUAAUGUUAAACAUGCUGGUCCCUUUAAAGCCUUGAUGUGAAUUUAGAGGUUUUAAAAAAAUCAUGUUGGCUUCUGUACAGCAUUAUUUUUACAUAAAAACAAAACUUUUGCAAUUUUGACUCAUGUUUGGUGGUUUUACAAAUUCAUGAAUGUCAUUGCCUUGUUUUCCAGAUCAGUAAUUAAUGAUUUCUGGUAUCAUCAACAUUAGACCACUGCCCCUGUUGGGGCUGGUACCAAGGGUUAGGCAACAGAGGUUCAGAUGUAUGCAAGAAUGCAACUUUAGCCCUGCCAUAAUGGAGAAAUUUGUUUUUAUUAGGUCAUUGAGCGAAUUAGAACUACAAUUUUCCACUUCUCACUGAACAAGAAGUGCAUACAGUGUCAAGAAUGCAACUUUUUGAUUUUUCUGUUGUGGAAAAUAUUUCUGUAGAUGCUGUCAAACAUAAGUUUUGCUCUUGCCUUGGAAAAGCUAGCAACUCUUAGAUUGCUACAACAGGUGCAAUAUUUUGCUCUUUUUGCAUCUCUACCAAGUGUAUUUUGUUAGUGUACCUUGGUACACUGUGCCAUAGCUGCCUUCAGUGUCAUCUUUCAGGAUGUUCAAAGCUACUGUUUUCUUGAGUCAAGGGCGUCUAAGUCUUCAAACAUUCAGAUUGAUUGAUGGUCUUUUGCGUCGGUUAAGAUUGUGGUAUCUAGGAUCUUGAAUAUAUAUUGAUGUCACCAGGUAAAGUAGUUUGACCAAUGAUGAUGUUUGAUGCAAGAUCUUGAAUCUGAUACCGUGAGAAAUCACCUUGCAUCAUUUGCUGAAUCUAUGAUACCGUAAGUGUUUAUUUUCUGAAAAUACUUCUCGAUGUUUGCUGGUUGGUGUUAUCUACUUCAUUUCAGGAUAAGUUGACAAAGCAAGCAUUGAUGGAGUUUGCUCUCAACGAGCAGCUGAGGGAGAAACAAGAAAUGGAGAAAAAACUACAGAGGUUGAGCAAGAGAGAGCUAAGGGAGAGGAGGCAGCUCCAUUAAUUGAAUCUUUUACGGUGUUCUUUGUUUGGAUUCUUUUGGUAAUAAAUUUUGCUAAUGGAUUAUAUUGGAGUGAUUUUUUUAAAAAAAUAAACGUACUAUUUGAAAUCUCUUUUUGCAGCGCCUACGUAGAUUUUUUACAGCGCGUCUGAAUCACCGUUCAUUUCAUUGCAGCCAUCACAAUUGGCCUCUUUUACGCGCGCUGUAAAUGAUAUUUUUUCUACUAGUGUAAACCCUAAACCCUAAAACCCUAAAACCCUAAAACCCUAAACCCUAAACCCUAAACCCUAAAACCCUAAACCCUAAACCUUAAACCUAAACCCUAAAACCCUAAAACCCUAAACCCUAAACCCUAAACCCUAAACCCUAAACCCUAAACCCUAAACCCUAAACCCUAAAACCCUAAACCCUAAACCCUAAACCAAACCCUAGAACCCUAAACCCUAAACCCUAAACCCCUAAACCCUAACCCCUAAACCGUAAACCCUAACCCCUAAACCGUAAACCCUUAACCCUAAAACCAUAAACCCUAAAACCCCAAAACCCUAAAACCCUAAACCCUAAACCCUAAACCCUGAACCCUAAACCCUGAACCCUAAAACAGGUUAAUAAAGACAUGAAAUUUUUUGCUGUCAACUUUUUUAUUUAAUAAUAUUUUUAUGAUUAUCUCUUUGGAUUGAUUAUGGAUAUGAAAAAAUAAAGUAAUACUCCCUCUGUAUUUAUUUAAGGGACACACUUGCUUUUUCCGGCCGUAUUUAUUUAAGAGAUACACUUGCCAUUUUUAGUAACUUAUCAAACCGACCAUCUAAUUAAAUAAUAUAUCUACACCCCAUCCCCUCUCCCAUCCCCUAAAAUGACAUGGUCUCCAAUUGUUUUACUUAUUAAAAUAUCUAUCAAACCCCAUUUGUUUUAUUACUCCGUACUUUAUUUCAUUCAAUUUUUUUCUUAAUACCCGUGCCCAACCAUGAAUCUCUUAAAUAAAUACGGAGGGAGUAGUAAAAAAAUUAAUAUAAAAUAUUUUUUAAAUAAAAAUAGUACUUUUUUUAUAAAGAAAAUGACACUUUUUUUAAGAAAUAAUAAUUUCUUUAAAAAUAAUGGUAUUUCUCUCUCUACUUUGUAAUUUCUCUCUCUAUUGCCGUCUUCUUCUCUCUCUGCUUUUUUCUUCCUCUCUCUCUUCUUUAUUUUCUCUUUCUCUUCUUUUUUUUGUCUUGAUUGUCUUAUUUCUUUUAUUCUUUUUGUCAUUUUCCUCUUGUCUGUUUUUCUACUUUGUCUUGUGGUUGGUGUUUCUCCCUCCGUAUUUAUUCAAGGGAAACACUUGUCUUUUUCGAUCGUAUUUAUUAAGAUAUCCACUUGUCAUUUUUAGUAACUUAUCAACCCCACUAUUUAAUUAAAUAAUCUAUCUAAUAUAUCAUAUGUCCUAUCACCUUAUUAAACAAAUAAUUUCAUAACUACUUACCCUCCACCCUCAAAAAUUACAUGGUCUCCACUUGUUUUACUUAUUAAAAUAUCUACCCAACCCCACUUGUUUUAUUAUUUUAUUUCAUUAAAUUAUUAUUCUUAGUAUCUGUGCCCGGCCAAGUGUAUCUAUUAAAUAAAUACGGAGGGAGUGUAAUUUGUUCUCCCUCUGGGAAAAGGCUACAUGUCCAUCUAGUGUACAAGAUUUUCUUGUACAUCACCAUUAAUUUGUUGACACAUCAUCAAACCCACUAACAAAUGAGAAUGAAAGUCAAUAAAUAUGCCAUUUCAACCAAUAGAAAAGCAUGAUUUACAAGAUGUCUUGUACACUAGGUGUACAUGUAGACAUGUAGUAGGAUCUCUCCCUCUGUCCCAGAAUACUCGCACCGGUUCAAGUGGACACGCUUGCCAAUGCACAACUUUGACCACCAAUAUCUUUAACUACAUAUUAUAAAAACUUAUGAAAUAUUAAUAUUUUGAAAAUAUAUGUUAAGAUGAAGCGUACAAUAUAUUAUAUGCUAACUUUUGUUUUUAUAUACUAGAAAUAAAAUAUGGACAAAAUGAAUUAUGUGAAUAGUGCAAAAAUUUAAACCGGUACGAAUAUUCCAGGACGGAGGGAGUAUACAUAACAGAAUGCCGUUGCGUCGAGCUCGAGUAAUACGUAAUACGAAGUAUUAGAUUUAUUAAUACUUCGUAUUCUGGAAAUAAGGAGGUACCAUGACGUGUUGGUCCACGUGCUAUGGUCGCGUAACUUGUGCUCCAAUGGGUUGUGUUUUGAAGAGAGUUUCUGAAUCUAUAAUUAUUAUAGAUUGCAAAACCUAUAAUGGCAAUAAAUAAUGGUAUAUAUUCAUAUGGUACAAUUGUGGGGCUACUAAACUGAGAAAAUAAAAGCAAAAUGGUAUAUUACUUGGCGCCAACUGAAAUGCUAGAGAGAGAGUGAAAUUUUUACCAAUUGCGCCAAAGUUCCGUGAAAUUUUGUUGGCGGCAAAACCAAAGGUUCCCACUUCCUCUUUCAUUUGUUAGUUCUUCAUUUUAGCAGUUCUUCUUGUUCCUACCUCCAAAAAUUUGUUUCUCUUAAUUUCCGCGAUCCAAAAAAAAUUAUUACAAAUUAAAUCUUCUAUACUCCAAAUUAAAACAAUUACAAAUGAAUUUGCUCCAAAUAAAAACCAUUUAUUAAUUCUACGAAAUUAUUUUGUCCAAAAUCUUGAAAUAGUUCUUCAUUUGCAAAUGGGCACUGAAAUAGUUCUUCAUUCGCAAAUGGGUACUUAAAGGGCAUCCAGAUCCGGUUCAGUUUCCGUUAUUCCUAUUAAUUUAAAUCCAGAGCUGGGUUGGGUUUGGACACUUAAAGGGCAUCAGAUCCGGUUCAGUUGGCAAUAAAAACUAUGGAGGGAAGCAGGACAGUGGAGGAAAGAAGGAGAAGAUUACAACUAGACGAGUUCUGUACAAGCAGAGAGAUAUGUGGAUACCGGCGUAUGUCAAACAUAUAUUUUGGGCAGGGAUGCAGACGACUUAGCGGGUUGAAAGCAUAAAUAGUUUUUUCGACGGGUACCUGAAGAAGAACACGAGAUUGUAUCAGUUUGCUCCUAGAUAUUGCAAGGCCAUGGAGAGUAGGGCGAAUGAUGAAAGAGCUGCGGAUGUGAAUUGUAGCCGUUUUACAAGGCCUUUGGUUGGGGAGUUUGCGUAUGAGAGAAAAUGUCAGAAAGUAUAUACGGAUGCGAAGUUUGUUGAAGUUCAGGUCCAGUGCACGCGGGUAUGUUAUGUGACCCCUGUUAGUAAAAAAGACAUUUCUGAUGUAGAGGUAGAGCAUACCGUAUCCGAUAGAGUGUGGAUAUGGUCGAAGUUUUUAAAAAAGGAAAUAUCUUUGGGUGGCCCUAAGCGUACUUAUGUGGUAUUGUUCAACAAAGAAACCUUAUUUGGGAAGUGUGACUGUAAAUACUUUGAGUGCCACGGCAUUGUUUGUAGGCAUAUAAUAAAAGUGUUAGACAUGGAGAAUGUGGUAACAGUUCCUGCAUCAUACAUUAUGGAUCGAUGGAGGAAAGAUAUUCAACGUAAGCACACCCUUGUGAAGGUAGCUUAUCAUGAUCCUGAGGAAACAAAGGAAAUUAAUCGGUAUGACAAAAUUAUGAAUGCAGUAGAACCUGCUGCUUUACUUGGGUCACAGAAUGAGCAAAAACUUGAUAUAAUGCUUGAGAUGGUUCGGGCUGCUAUGUUACGGAUGGAUGUAAGUGACGUAGUGACAGCAGAAGUGGCCGAUAAUAAAGGCGGUGCAGCAUCCGUCCUUAACAGAAGGGGCAGUGACGGACCACCAACGCCUAGGUCGGUUAAUAAACCGCCUAAUAGUUCUGGAGAAAAAAGCCCUUGUCUGUCACCACCCAUUCUUGCCAAAGAUCCUGUUCCGCGAGGUGGGGUAAAGGCUCAUAGGCCUCGUGAGAAACGUUUUAUCCCUCCUGGUGAGAAUACAAAGCCAGCUAAAAAGCAAGUACGGAAAAACAAGAAAGGCGUGGCUGAAGAUGCUCCUCCUGAACAACCUGCUACUAAUCUUCCUGUACCUUUUAAACAACCUAUGGAUCCGGUAGCUAUAAAUCCUGAUUACACCGGGCACCAAGGAAUAAAGUACGGUAACGCACAGAACAACUUCCAUCCCGGCUGGCCAAAUCAAUUUCAGGUAAUGGCUGGGUAUAAUACGGUGAAUGUAGUGGAUCCGCAACAUCAAGUUGGAGGAAACAAUGUCCGUGCUUGUGUAGGUCAGAUGAGUGGGACUCUUAUAUAUCCGCAACACAACUACAACAAUGGAGCACCCAUGCAAAACUAUCAGGCAUCUGCUACUAGAGUAGGAGGUGGUGUUGCUACAAAUUUGUUUCCACAGUCUCAAGUUCGCAUGUCUGUCGGUGGGAUUCGUAUGUCCCAAGAUGGGGAUGGUUUGAUAGGGUCUCAAGAUCCAUGUGUUAUGCCCCUGUCACAAAACAUGAGUGGAGUUCAAAUGUCCCAAAUAUCUUCAAAUGUAGGUGGUGUUCAUAUGUCACAAAACCUAAGCGGACAGGGAAUUUUUCAUAUGUCACAAAACCAAAGUGGAACUCAAAUGUCCCAAAACGCAGGCAACAUUAGGUACUUCACCGGCAACGUAGGUGGAACCUUUGAAGGAUCCGGAAAUCAUUUUAUAUAGGGAGGCAAUGGUAACCACAAUUUUCAAGGUACUCCAGGUUUUCAAGGUGACGGUAGUGACAGAAACUAUCAACGCACAGAUAAAUAUCAAUGCUUUGCUGGAAAUAAUAGCAACCAGGUUCAACGCAACGGAAAUCAUACAUUUCAUGGAAGUCGUACUCCUAUAUUCACACAAGACCUAUUGAGUUGUCAUGACUUGACGAAGAACUAAUACAAAUAAGACUCAAAUUCAGAAGUCCUCUCAGAAGUCCUGUUAUACCUUAAUAAACGUUGUAGUUGAGUCGUCUAAUAUUUGUGAUUAUGUACCAUUCUGUAUGAAUAUGUAAGUUUAAUUGUUGUUUUGUUUACGUGUGUAACUGUACCAUUCUGUAUGAAUAUUGUACGUUUAGAUAAAUGUAUGUGAGACUAGCUACCUGAUUUUUUUACUCAACA